Molecule: messenger RNA, 4773 nt
Organism: Vidua macroura (Pin-tailed whydah)
Lineage: Eukaryota; Metazoa; Chordata; Aves; Passeriformes; Viduidae
Gene: PARD6B
Product: par-6 family cell polarity regulator beta
Exons: 3
Coding region: 86-1204 (372 amino acids)
Biological process (GO): centrosome cycle; establishment or maintenance of cell polarity; regulation of cellular localization
Cellular component (GO): apical plasma membrane; nucleus; cell cortex
Molecular function (GO): protein kinase C binding
Source: RefSeq, a predicted model, not a curated record
GCCGGGGCUCUUGGCUGGGCCGCGCCGCUGCCCGUCCCGCGGCGCUCCGGCGGAGAGAGGAGCGGGAGCAGCGACCGCGCGCGGCAUGAACCGGGCUCAGCGCGGGGCCGCGGGCAGCCGCGGCCUGGGCACCAUGGAGGUGAAGAGCAAGUUUGGGGCAGAAUUUCGACGAUUUUCUCUGGAGAGAUCCAAACCUGGAAAGUUUGAGGAGUUCUAUGGAUUAUUGCAGCAUGUGCACAAGAUCCCAAACGUUGAUGUUCUGGUGGGAUACACGGACAUUCACGGAGACCUGCUGCCUAUCAAUAAUGAUGACAAUUAUCACAAAGCAGUUUCUACAGCCAAUCCUCUCCUCAGGAUUUUCAUUCAGAGAAAAGAAGAUGCAGACUACAGUGCCUUCGGGACGGAUACCAUGACGAGGAAGAAGAACGUCUUAUCCAACGUGCUACGUCCGGAUAACCACAAGAAGAAACCCCACAUUGUCAUUAGCAUGCCCCAGGACUUCAGGCCCGUGUCCUCCAUCAUAGACGUGGAUAUUCUGCCCGAGACCCACCGCAGGGUGCGGCUCUACAAGUACGGCACCGACAAACCCCUGGGCUUCUACAUCCGCGACGGCUCCAGCGUCAGGGUCACCCCGCACGGGCUGGAGAAGGUGCCGGGCAUUUUCAUAUCCAGGCUGGUCCCCGGGGGGCUGGCUCAGAGCACGGGCCUGCUGGCUGUCAACGAUGAGGUGCUGGAGGUGAACGGGAUAGAGGUGUCAGGAAAAAGCCUCGAUCAAGUUACAGACAUGAUGAUUGCGAACAGCCGCAACCUGAUCAUCACGGUCAGACCCGCCAACCAGAGGAACAACGUCGUGAGGAACAGUCGGACUUCGGGCAGCUCCGGCCAGUCCACUGAGUCCAGCCUUCCCAGCAGCACUCCAAACAUUCUGGGGAGUCUGCUGCAAGGAGAAGAGGAGAGCGAUGAGGAGGACAUUAUUAUUGAAGACAGUGGCGAGCCACAGCAGAUCCCAAAAGCUGCGUCUGCCAGCGAAAGCAUAGAAUCCUUAUCACAAAUUGAACUCCUCCACGAGUCCACACAAAAUGGAUUCCUUCCUUCCAAUGAGAUGAACUUGAAUCACUCAGCAGGCAGCAUUAGCAUGGAGUAUGAAGUCCCAGAGCCAGGGCGUAAGUCCUUAGAAGAAGAUGGAACUAUAAUAACGCUAUGAAAUGACUUUGGUGUACUUUGUAUAAGUAAGGAUGCCAUACGUGUUUAAAUUGGGCUUCAUAUGUAACACAUCUUAUACCUCUCCAUCUACCAAGCACUGCAGUUAGAUUAAAAGGAGGGAAAAAAGUAAAUUCAAGAAAUUCAAAAUUACAUAAGUUGACUAACUUCAUUAAUUCUGCACUUCAAUGUAAAUAAUUCACAAAGCUGGAUGAUAAUUGAUAAAUAGCUGAAAUUGAAUGAGGAAAAUUUAAAUUGAAAAUGAAGGAUAGCUAAGAGAUGACUGUGAGCUUUCUUUAAAGGUACUUGAUUUUUAUUAUUUUUUAAUGCCGUAUACUACUGGUCCUGUAGAAGUAAACUUCCUUCCGUGUGCGGCCGACCGUCUCGUGGACUGUGGUGUCACGUUCCUCUGACGUGUGAUGGAGCUGCUGCAGCCCCCUCACUCCUGUCCUGCUGCUGCUCUGCUGGCAGGGCUGUGUGUGGGCUCUGGGCAAGAGGCAACUGGGAGAAAGCCAGAGGUGGGCUGGGAGGAGAUGGGGGUGACUGCUCUGGUCCUGGCUGACACAGGGCCAGCAGGGCUCUGGAGGUCACUGUUCCUUUGUGAGUGAAUGUGCAACCACAGGUGGGUUAGUCAGGCACCAUUACUGGUUUUAAUGGCCAGGCAAGCUUGCUUUUAAUGACUCUGAUUUUGAAAUUCAGAUGUGAAAGUCUUAACACUAAUGCAUCAAAGACCUGUUCUCAUUCUAGUUUGCAAUAUUUAAGGAUAUCAUUGGAUUUAGGUACUAAUCCCAGUACAUUACAAACAAAUCAAAUGUAAACUUAAUGCUAUGGAAAUAGCAUCAUGUAAUCUCUGUUACAAUUGCAGUCCUAGUAGAAACUGUAAUGAUUUCUACUAGCAAAGGUUUGUUGGAAUGAGUCUGGAUUAUAUAAAAGUGACUUUCUUCAAACCUGAAAAGUUAGAACAGUAUGAAUCCCUGGAUUAAAACAAGUUUUAAAUCAGAAUGAGGCUUUACUACACCUUGUUUGAGCCAUGUGAUAUUAACUUAUUCAUUACCAGUAAAUGCAGAUUGCUGUGUGCCCCUGGCUGGGUGUUGUGGAUAUUACAGUGUUGCUCUGUGUGAAAACACUGAUGACAAGUCCUGAUGCUGCAAGAGCAGACGUGGUGUGUGUAAGCACUGCACUCACUGGGACAGCUGCAGGGGAGCCUUCUAGCAUUGUUUUUAUCCUUCCCCUUUUUGUAUCUCUUGCUUUAUCCCUUUGGCCCUCGGUUCCAAACCUGACUUUCCUCUGGGAGCAGAAGUUGUGGCAGGAAAAUGAGCUGGGGACUAAUAGGACUGGGGAGAAGGAUCUCCCCAGGGAUGCCGUGGCCUCUGUCAGGGGGAGUAGGGUGCCACCAGUUCUGUCCUGUGCUCCCCAGAGCAGCAGUCAGGUGCUUGGGAGCCUGUUCCACCCUCUGGGAAGAUGUGAUGAGUGGGAAGGGAGACUGACCCCUUUCUUUUUUUCUCCUCAGCCUAUUUGAGGAAAAUCUACCUCUGGUAACUUUACUAACGGGCGACCAACUCAACUCAAUGGUAGGGCAUCUGUAAAAGUCGUCACAGAGUAUCGGAGGCUAAACCUGUGUUUGUUUCAGGUUUUUGUGAUGAUGCAAACACUGCUGCAGAAACAACUCCCUGCUGUUUGAUGUGACAAAGUGCACAUUUGAAAUUAGUAUCUGAUGAGCAGUAGUUUUGUCAAACCUCCAAUGCCAUCGGAGUCCAAGAUGCCGAGGGAGGCAUUCAUCCCCUUAGGAUUUAUGGAGAAUAGAUACAGCAGGCAGUGGUACUCUGCAAAUACAGGUGAGGGCCUCUUUUGUUACACUUAUUUAUGGUUUCUCUGUGUGUGUGUGGAGAGCCCUUUUACAAGAGCAAGAUCUUUCAAGUGUUUCACUUUUUUGCUAAUAAUUAUUAAAAAUGAAGUAACUACAUUCCCUUAGUGUGAAAUGAGAAAAAGAAAUGUUCAUUCUGCAACGUGAGACUUUACCUGUACGUGUUUUCUCUCAGUGCUGCUCUAUGCUUCCUUUCUUUACGGAAGAUUGUUUACUUUGAAAAUAUCUUUAUUUUCCUUUGUCAAAAGACUUUCCUUCCUGCAUGAAAUCACCAGUGGAGGGUGAGAUUCAUUAUUCUGCUAGUUUGCACUUCUGUGCCUUUGGUUUACUUGAAUGUAUUGUGACUAAUCCAAGGAAUAAAGGCACUUGGAUGGGAAGAGAAGAGAGGUCCAGAGGUACAGAGAAGGAACUGGUAGUGCACUUAAUGCAGGUGUAACGUUUUCAUUCCAUGCAAAUCCACUCUGGGGCUGGUGUGGCCCGUGAGGAUUUUGCAGCUCAGAUCACAGCUGGGAGGGCUGAGUCUGGCCAGGAACCUGGGCAGGUCCCAGCCCCGAGGCUGCUGUGCUGCCAGGCACGUGCGUGGGUAGUUUGAAUAAUAUUUAUGCCAGUAUUAGGGACUUGUGGAAAUUUAACUGAGGUCCUACUCUAAACUGCAUGAGACUUCAUCUCUUGGGACCUUUCCUGCAAACCGAGUAAUCUAAACAUGAGAUAAUGUUCUUUUUGACAUAGAUUCUCUUCUGUUUCACAGAAAUUUGGUGACAUAAGCAUUUGGGACUUGAUAAAAACUUAAAAGAAUAAAUGUAAAGAAUGUGUAUUUACAGGUACAAUGACAGACUGCACAGCAUGUAAUUGCUUAACGCUGCAGUUACCAUAAAGUUUCUAAAGUUCUUCCAUAUCUUACUAAUACAUACACUGUUAAUUACAGAAGAUUUAAAAAUUGCUACUUAGGGAUGAUCAAUGGUUGAUUAUGAGUGGCUAAAUUUAAUUUUAUAUAUAAAUGAUACUGGGGUUCAGUAUAAGAUUUUUUUAAAAUAUGCUGAUAUUGUUAGCCUUUCAUUCACUACCUCCUAAAUUUUUAACAUCUAUACUGUUUUCUCCCUGGAAGACAAUACUUAAAGGCUUGACUGUUUUAUAUAGAUUUUAUCUAUAGCUAAAAAAAGGAGAAAAAAAUCCAGAGGUGAUAGUGAGGAUGCUGCGCAUGAUUGACAAUAUUACGCUGCUAUUGAUGUAAUCUGUGUAUUAAGUAUCCUGUGUGUGUAAAUUGUAUUUUCAAUCCAGGUUUUAUAAAUUAAUUUAUGAAAUACCCAAAUUACUUCAGAAUGGAAUGAAAAACUAAAAUUCCUUUGACUAGUGUUAUAUGUUGUGUACAUGCACAGAGGGGGACAAGUGAUUCCUCCCUGGUGGCUGGGAGAUCCAAGUGCACCUUAAUAGAAAGAACAAAUUCUUAAUAGAAUUAAGAUGCAUUUACUUUAAAGUUCUGCUGUGGUACUGGAGAAGUCAAGCCUAACUGUGAAUCAUUUUUUUUUCCACACCUGAAUUAAAUUUAGGACAAUGUUCUCACAAGCUGUCUUUAACAUGUGUAUUUUUGUGAAUAUUAUGUAUUUUCUAAUUAAAUUUUACUUGCAAUGUGAUUUUUACAUGAAUGAACUUGUUUAAAAUGUCAAAUAUCAGUAUUUUUCUUACAACUUUAAUGUAUAAUGUACAUUGGU